Messenger RNA from Aspergillus niger, 3072 nucleotides. RefSeq lists its product as uncharacterized. The transcript is spliced from 7 exons. The record is from RefSeq and is a predicted model, not a curated record. Lineage: Eukaryota; Fungi; Ascomycota; Eurotiomycetes; Eurotiales; Aspergillaceae. Bases 1 to 3072 code for a protein of 1023 amino acids.
AUGGCUCCCUCAAGGAGCGCUGGCGGGGGUAGAAUGGUCAAGUUGCUGAGCAUAUUGAAUCCCUUGACCUGGAGACAGCGCCUCGACUUGGACGCUCGGUCAUUCCUUAUUAUGCUGAAGGGCGCUUUGCCACCGACAAUUGUGAUUGCGAUUUACCAGAGUAGUGCUAUAUCGGACAUCACCCUCACGAUCGGAUAUCUAUCAGCACUUAUUUCGGUCCUGUCUCAGGCACUUACGCCUCGAGCCAAGUUUAUGCGGAUCAUGUUCUUCGAUCUCUUGUCAACAUGCGUAUCUGCUUCCCUCUGCUGUUUAGCGAUCUUUUGUGCCGUACGGGCGAGACAACAUAACACCCCUCCGGAUGCUAGCGAGGCCGUCCGGAAUGGCUUCAGCAGCGAUGCCUGUGCCGUAUCCGCCAUAUGGCUAAUAUUCAUGAUUUGGGCUGCAAAUACUGUCCGUGCUUGGCGCCCGCAGGAGCUGCAGGAUCCUAUGGUAGCCUUUUCAAUCUUUUCCUCUGUUACAAUUACUCGCGGUGGCAUGUUCACCACACUAUCCGAGGGUCUUUCGUUUGUUUCCAGACUGCUAAAAGGGUUUAUGCUGGGAUUUGCGAUUGCCACUGGUGUCUCUCUACUUAUACUACCCAUUACUAGCCGAGGACAUGUCUUCGAUGAUAUCAGGGGUUACGUCGCGCAAAUUGAUAACGUGCUACAGUCCCAGAUCGACUUUGUUAAGGGAACAUCAGAGGUAUGGACCGGGAAUCAAGGGCUUUUGAAGAGGACGCGCACGGCGCGGAGUAUGCGAGACAUGCAAAACAGCCCUAUCUCGGAUCUGGAAGCGAAGCAGAAGCGCUUGACAGCAUCAAUUACCAAGUUGAACGGGUUGCACGGGAAGCUACAAUCGGACCUUCUCUACUCGAAAGACGAGAUCGCAUGGGGCAAACUAUCAGCAGGCGACCUGAGCAGGAUUGGCGGGCUGCUACGGGGUAUUUUGUUGCCCCUUUCAGGAAUGGCUAUGCUGCCUGAGGUGCUGGACAUGAUUAUCAGGAACGAAGGAACACGCAACAGCAGUCUGCGGUCGGUCGAUGCCGAGGAGGAUUCUCUGAAGCAGACAGAAAUGCAGAAGGUAGCCCAGACGCUUCAAGGCCGCCUAGUGGACUCUUCCAGAUUGGUGACAGUUGGAUUACAAUAUGUCCUACUGGCACUUGGGCUUUCUAAGCGCAAGAAAAUCGAGAAACAAUACUCAGGGAAAACAGAUGAAGAAGGGACAGGAGAACUCCUUACACCUCUAGAGCCAGAAUUUGCACAGCGAUUUGAACAAGAAAUGCGAAACUACUUCUCGCGCCGCAGGGAUCUAACAAGAAAUCUCGCAUCCCUUGAGGCGUUCACCGUCUCAGAGAAGCCGGAUAAUGCCACCUCCCAGGAGGACCUGGCAGCCAUUGCGACUGACCCCGACGUCAGGCAAGAGUUCUUUCUCAUCCUCUUCAUGGGACACCUGCAGGAUAACCUACUGACAGCGACCCUCGACUUGAUCCGUUUUGCGGAUGACCGAAUCCAGGAUGGCACUAUGAAGCGGAGCCGAUUGAUUCUCCCCAGACUCAGCACCAUCCGUAGAUGGCUAUCGCUUGAAACCGAACACGACACCAAGUCUGGUCCGGACCGCAGACAAUCAUCUCAUGUCGAUCCAUCUUCUGCAUUUGGGCAGACUGAAGCGAACAACUUCCCGGAUCCUGAGCAUCUGCCCCCGGCCAACUGGUUCGAGAAAGGCAGUCUGGCGCUUCGCUACUUGUCACACAUUAUCAGUUCCGAACAAAGUAUUUUUGGCUUCCGUGUUGCCGCCGCUGCAUUUUCUGUUGGUAUUCUGGCAUACCUGCGCAAAACGCAGGACUUCUUCGUUCACCAGAGAUGCAUCUGGGCCAUGAUUGUCAUCGUGAUUGGGAUGAACCCGACCAGCGGACAGACAAUGUUCGGCUUCAUUGCGCGCAUCGCAGCAACGGCCGUCUCGUUAGUCUUGAGUCUGAUUGUCUGGUAUAUUGUGGAUCAGAAGACCCCAGGUGUCAUAGUAUUCCUCUACCUCGCCAACGUCUUCGAGUACUACUUCUACGUAAAAGUACCACAAUACUUCGGAGCCUCUGUGAUCGCCAUCGUCACCCUAAACGUCAUCGUCCGCAAACUCGGCAUCGAAGUCGCAACCUCGAACGGCCAACCCUACUACCCAAUCUACCUCUUCGGCCCGUACAAACUCGCCGCCGUGGCCGCCGGCUGCGCGAUCUCCUUCUUCUGGGUAAUUUUCCCCUACCCAAUAACCGCCAAAUCAACCCUCCGCAAAACGCUCGGACGUGGACUCUUCGUUCUCGCCAAAUUCUACAGCUGCAUGCACACGACCAUCGAGCUCUGGCUCACCGGCGAACUCGGCACCACCGAAGACGACGUCCGCUCCGCAUCCGCCACCCUCCAACGCUCCCGCCACAAAGUCUUCAAAGAAGAAAUGCUCCUCCUAAACAGCCUCCGCAUGCACAGUCACUUCAGUUCCUUUGAGCCGCCCAUCGGUGGGAAAUUUCCCCGUGCAACAUACGAUCAGAUUAUUGGCCAGAUCCAGCGCAUGCUCACUAGCAUGGCAUUGAUGGCGCAUACCACUCAGAAUAUGGACGCUUUGUCCGCAAUAACCGAUGAUACCAACAAUAAUAAUAACAAUAAAUGGAUCUCCCGCCUCGCAUCGAUAGCUCUUCAAUCCAGCGGCUUCAAGUCCCACAAGAUCACUUCCCUGCUCUGUCACUUGUCUGCUUCGGUGCUAAAUUCUCAGCCCCUACCGCCGUAUCUUGAGACGGGGGACACAUUUCCCCUUGCGAGGGAGCUGCAGCGCAUUGAUGAGGAGUUGUUGAGUAUUCGUCAUGUGGAGGAUCCGGCCUUCUCCGCAUUUGUCUGUCUAGAGGUUCUUAGGUCGGUGGUGAGUUUUACGUUGGAUGAUUUGCUCAGGAACGUGAAGAGCUUGGUUGGGGAGCUGAGCUUUGAUUUGCAUGUUCGGGAUGCGGCGGAGUCGCAGAGGUUAAUGUCGGGGCCGGAGACGCAGGAGGAUUAG